GCUCAGUGAACUGUGAGUGAUUUUACCAUGUCUUACCUAAUAGUGUUCUUCUCGUCUUAAACUUAAUUAGAAGUUCUAAGUGAGGUAAAAUAGGAUUCCAGGAUCAUGGCUGCUCAAGAGAGAGGGAUAAAUAUGAUGGGAAAGCCGGUUUUCGUACAUCUCAACGGGGACAGUUAUAAGAGAAAGCGUAUUGUUGUCAAUCACAGAGACAUGCGAAGCUUUGAAUCUUUCUUAAAUACUGUGGCAGCUAGUUUUCGUACACCAGCUCGAGAAAUAAGGACUCCAGGUGGAAGACAUCGAAUCAGAACGCUUGACGACCUACAGAGAGACUGCACUUAUGUCGUUAAGGGAAGAGAGCCGUUUAAAAAAAUUGGAUAUGAUGUGAAAGACUCGAGGCCCAACCGUUUACCGCCUCUCAAAGGACCUGAGGUAAAUUUCCUCGAGCUAAAUCAUCGCAAAUUUGGAAACGUGCCGGGCAGAGCGAGGGUAAGCGGUCUACGGAAAAAGGAAGAGAUAAAAACCAUCAUUGUUUUUUGCAAUGGAGUUGUGGCCAAACCAAAAAGAGUCCAGUUGCGAACAGACUUUAAAAUGUUUCAGGUCUUAGAGUCUGUGAAUGAUAAAGUGAGCUCAGUCAGCAAGAAUGGUGCAGUUUAUGAUCUGUAUACUUUAGAUGGUCAAAAGAUAUCAGAACCAUCACAGCUGAAUGAUUCUGGACAAUAUGUUGCUGUUGGGAGAGAACGAUUCUUUGAUAGAAGUGUUACCUACAGUGACCAAGGAGUAGCAGCCCAGUUAACUCCAAGAAGAACCUCAACCAAAGCCAAAGGAAUAGAAAGAAAACCCCCCAGUAAAAGAGGAGCAGCUAAACGAGCCACAAAAAAGAAGUCACUUGUGGCCGACAAUGAGGAGCCUCAGGUGAACAGUCUGCCCCCAUACAUGGCAACAAGAGAUGAACCAGAACCAUUUUCUCCUUUUGAUUCUUUGAAAGAUACUCUAGCUGAGUCUCUUAGAGAUGAUGAGCCAGUGAGAGGCCAUGUGACGGAAAGAAGUGACUCUCCACAUGAAUCAGAGAUUGAGGAUAUACCAAUAGAGGAAACUUUAAAGGAUCAGGUUGCUAAUGUUCUUGGAGACAAUGGUGUUCCAGUUGAUAAUUUUGUGUUUGGCAGAAAAGAUAGUGCAGAUAAUGGGAAGCCAUCAGUGUAUGAAGCUAGUGGCGAGAACAGAGAGGAUGCCAGAGAAAUCCAAGAUGAUAGAGAAACAAUAGAAGACAAACCCAUUGAUCAAAUGCCAGCUGAAGAGGUUGCUGAUGAAGAAAUAGGAGAUGAAAAUUAUGGCAACCGAAAUAAUUCCACAGACAAGAUACGCAAUGAAGAAGAACGGGAAGAGAUGGAGGAAAAUGGUGAAACAAAACAUUAUGACAAUGAAAGAGAUCAACCAAAAGCAAGUGAACAAAUUGAGUCUAAAGAUACAAAUGAAAGUAUAGAACAACAAGAACAACUUGAGCCAACAGGCACUAACAGGCCACAAGAAGAGAUUGAUACAACUGAAAAUAGUGAGCCACGAGAAGAGAUUGAUACAACUGAGCACAAUGAGCUGCAAGACUUAAACAACCAUAAUGAACCACAAAAUGAACACGAUCGACAGGAAUCUGUACAGUGAAAUUAUUUGUUAUGAUUAUACAGUUAGUAGUUAAGUAGAGCAACUCUUGUUCUUCUGAGUAAAAAUGUGGCAUGCUCCACAGGUUUCCUGGAGGAAAGAAAAGAUCCUCCUUUUUUAAGAAGACAGCCUCUUGCCAUGUUAUGUUUCUAGAGGAAGAGUUGUCGAGGAUUAUUAUAUUUUUAAAAACUCAAGACAUGACUCGGUGAUUUACAUCUUUGGAAGAAAGAUUGUAGUUCAGCAACACACAUUAUAGUCCCUAUCCUAUACUGGUGGGGAACGUUUCAGGAUUGAUCAACUGUUUACAGGACUGUUAAGAAGGUAUUAUUUUCUCCCCAGUACAAUAAUUUUACUGAUCUGAAAAAAAUCUAAAAAUUUAUUUCAAAUGGAGAACAAAUCACAAAAGUCUCAGAAACAUGUGCAAGAUCUAUUUAAUUUCUGGAAAUUAUUCUGAGAUUAACAAAGACUCUU
This is a messenger RNA of Pocillopora damicornis (cauliflower coral), 2124 nucleotides long. RefSeq lists its product as uncharacterized. Gene Ontology annotation, biological process: intracellular signal transduction. Gene Ontology annotation, cellular component: microtubule organizing center; microtubule. The record is from RefSeq and is a predicted model, not a curated record. NCBI's taxonomy places the organism in Eukaryota, Metazoa, Cnidaria, Anthozoa, Scleractinia, Pocilloporidae.